Messenger RNA from Ilex paraguariensis (yerba mate), 3158 nucleotides. The record is from the annotation of a GenBank genome assembly. NCBI's taxonomy places the organism in Eukaryota, Viridiplantae, Streptophyta, Magnoliopsida, Aquifoliales, Aquifoliaceae.
AAACAUUGGUUUAUUAAGGUGGGUUUCAUGGGUUGAACUCGAGGAAUCAUGGGUAGCUUCAGUGACGACGAUGAAGAAUAUCGGUUCUUCGAUGCCUGCGCCGAUUUGGAUUCCGAUUGUAUGCGGUGUCCCGAGUCUAGCUGCUUAGUUGAUUAUUGUGUCUACAGUAGUUUUGACUGUGAUGUGUGGAUUAGGAGUCCUAGAAGUAUUCAAGAACGCCGUAGUAAAUUCUUCCAAUGGUUUGGAUUGGACUUAGAUAUGACUACCGCAGACAAUUCGGUAUAUGUAAAUGGCGAUGUAUUUAAAGGAGAAACGGAGAGAAUUAUAGAGAGUAGUGGGGCUGUGUUAAGAACCUCAAUUUUUAGAAAUGAAUUUUCCUGUAAUCAAUCUUCUGUGUCCAGUUGGUCCAGUGAUGUUUUGGAUUUGUCAAGAGGAUCGGGCUCAAAUGAGGGUUUUAUUUGCAGAAGUGGGGAUUCUAAUGGUGCGAUGGAGUGUAAUCUAGGUGAAUUGGGGCAGGCUGGUAAGCUUGGUAAAGCUCAAGUAGUGGGUGUGAAUCAGUUGGUGACAGCUGAAGGGCUUGAGAACUCUUCUGGGUCAUCUUGCUCAGUUCAGCAUGCUGUUCAGAGAGAAAUUGGGGUUGAAAGCAAUUUGUCAAGGACAAUGAACCGUUCGAAGAGCGGGUGGCUGAGUAGAUUACUUUCCAUGGCGUGCAUUGUGGACGAACAUGGGAAAUCUGAUUAUGGCUCUGACCAAAACCAAGGGCAUGGAGUGCAGAGAGUUAGGGUUCACCAUAGCAAGAAGCAGUCGAAAGAACUCUCAGCUCUCUUUCUAGGUCAAGAUAUUCAGGCCCAUGAGGGCUCAAUUAUUGCUAUGAAAUUUAGCUUUGAUGGGCAGUUCCUUGCCAGUGCUGGUGAAGACAGAAUUGUGCGUGUAUGGCAAGUUGUUGAAGAUGAGAGAUCAAAUGAAACUGACAUUCUUGAUAUAGACCCAUCGUGUGUAUACUUCACGGUGAAUACUCUUUCUGAAUUGGCACCCCUCGUGCCAGAGAAAGAGAAAAUAAGCAAAUUGAAGAACCUAAGAAAAACAGCAGACUCAGCCUGUGUCAUCUUUCCUCCUAAAGUCUUCCGACUGUUGGAGAAACCAAUCCAUGAGUUCCACGGACAUGGUGCAGAGAUCUUGGAUCUCUCUUGGUCGACGAAUAAUUAUCUGAUUUCAUCUUCCACUGAUAAAACUGUUCGGUUGUGGCGAGUAGGAUGUGAACACUGCCUUAGAGUCUUUUCUCACAGUAAUUAUGGUGCGCCCCCGGCUGUUGGCAUUUUUAUUUCUAAAAUAGAUUUGAUGACCUGUGUUCAGUUUGACCCUGUGGAUGAAAAUCACUUCAUCAGCGGUUCCAUAGAUGGAAAAGUUCGCAUUUGGGCAAUUGACCGUUGUCAAGUUGUUGAUUGGACUGCUAUAAGAGAUAUAGUCACCGCCAUUGGUUAUCGUCCUGAUGGCCAGGGUGGAAUUAUUGGAACAUUGACAGGCAAUUGCCGCCUUUUCAAUUUAACAGGUAACCCCAACUCCCCUUAUAAUCACUUCCAACUGGAAGCUCUGGCGUGCUUAAACAGUAAAAGGAAGUCCCAGGGCAAAAGGAUAAUUGGCUUUGAGUUCUUCCCACAAGACUCGAGUAAAGUAAUGGUCACUUCCGCUGAUUCACAAGUCAGAAUUCUUUACGGGGUCAAUGUAAUUGGCAAAUACAGGGGCCCAAGAAAUGCAGGAAACCAGAUCUCUGCAUUUUUCACCUCAGAUGGGAAGCACAUAGUCUCAGCAUGCAAGGAUUCUAAUGUCUACGUAUGGAACUGCAUUAGUCAGGAAGAAUCUUCUCUGUCUCAACAAAAAACCAUCAAGUCAUUUGAGUGCUUCACGACCGAUGCCUCAGUUGCAAUACCUUGGCCUGGCUUAAAAUCACGCAAGUUGGACAAUGGAUUGCAAUUGCGUGCCUUAGACGACAAUUUACCCAAAAUGUUACCUUUGUCGUCUUCCCCUUGUUUCACUUUGGGCCAAGAGUUCCUUCUUGAGCCAAUGACCAAAGGAUCUGCAACUUGGCCUGAGGAAAAGCUUCCCUCGUCAAGCCAACAACCUGUGUUAUCUACAGUGUGUAAAUCUGAGUACAAGUUUUUGAAAACUUCUUGCCAGAGCUCAUCCAAUUCUCAUGCAUGGGGUCUGGUCAUCGUUACAGCGGGCUGGGAUGGACGAAUUAAAUCAUUCCACAAUUAUGGAUUACCAGUACUUCUUUGAAAUGAGACUGGAGAGGAGGUCCUUGGAAAUUAGAGAUGACUCUUCUUGGGUCAGGUAUCUUACUGCAUCUAAUGCUGCAAUCCAUUGUUGCUUGGGCUGGAAUCAAAACUGCAAGUUAAUUCCUUGAAUAAUAGUUUACUGUAUAUAAAGUUUGAGAAAUCAGAGUUUCCAAUGGGGUCUAGAUGGAUUGCCCGUUAUGACAGGUGGCAGCAGUUGGAUAGGCGUGAUGUAAUAGCGGCCAGUGAUCAACGAACAGCUGAGGUUGAGAUGUAUUUUCAAGACAUCUGCAUCUGGGACAGCCCAGUCUAAUCUUAGGAUCCUCCAAAUUAGUAUUUUGGAGAAGUUUGUGGCUUCACGUGCUAUGAGAGGUCAAGUUGAGAUGGACAUAUCUCAAUAAUGGAUGUGCUGAUGGGAGAGCUUGGACAACCUCUGUCAUUUGUUCUCCAAAGUGAGAGACGAGACAGCCGGAGCUGGUGGUUUCGGCAAAAUAAUAGUGGCUGCUCUGAAUGAUUGAGUUGUUUGUCUGCCAUUUUGUCCAUAUGUAUCCAUCCAUAUUAUGAAGGUGGCUUUCUGGCUGCGAUUAUGGGAAAACAACAAGUGGGGCACUCACUUUCUUGAUGAAACAACAGGUCAACCGUCUCCUCUGUGCCUGUGCGACUCUACUCGUACAACGGCUGGUUGAUGUCGACGUUUUACAGGCAAAAUGCUCUCUACUUCCGUUUCAUAACCAAUCCUUUCUUGGUUCUGGGUAUUAAAAAACUAGCUAACCUUGAUACUAAUUGACGUCAUGGUAAUAUCUUUAGUUUCACUAACAAAAUUUGGUAAAUAUAGCAUUUUUCUCUGCAUCAGGUCAGGUCAGGUCAGGUCAGCUAUAUGAGAAA